This is a messenger RNA of Ornithodoros turicata, 1239 nucleotides long. RefSeq lists its product as uncharacterized. The transcript has a single exon. The coding region runs from base 1 to 1239 and encodes 412 amino acids. Lineage: Eukaryota; Metazoa; Arthropoda; Arachnida; Ixodida; Argasidae. The record is from RefSeq and is a predicted model, not a curated record.
AUGAUGGAGCGAAUUUGGAACUUGGACAGCAUCGGCAUACUUUGCGAUGAGACAGACGCAGCACAGCAUCGCUUUGUCCUCGAUAACUUCAACACGUCCAUUCAGUUGAAGAACGACAGGUAUUCAGUUGCCUUGCCGUGGAAACCAGUUGUGUCAAUGCAAGACAACAAGCACAUUGCGGAGAAACGUCUUUCACAAGUCACGAGGCGUCUAACCAAUUCACAAGGGUUAAUGGCGAGAUACGACGCAGCCAUACGUGAAUAUCUUGUCUCUGGAGUAGCCGAAAAUGUUACCCAGGAAAUGGAUCUGGCCCAAAAUACAGCAUACAUAUACUACAUGCCGCAUCACGCAGUCAUCAGGGAGGAUCGAAUAACUACAAAGGUGAGGAUCGUCUUCGACGCAACCUCUCAUGAAGCUGGCACCAGCUCGCUCAAUGAUAAUCUGAACGCGGGCCCCAACCUAAAUCCGGAUAUCAUGCCACUACUUAUGAACUUCCGCCUUUAUCCAGUAGUCUUGGUAUCGGAUGUACAGAAGGCAUUCCUACAGAUCGCCAUACACGAGGAUGACAGAGACGCGCUUAGGUUGCUGUGGUACAGCACCACGCCGGUAGACGGCCAGCUACUACCUAAUGUUGAAACGUGGCGCAUGACUAGGGUGACUUUCGGCACGGCCCCUAGCACGUUCCUCCUGGCAGCCACGUUACAGCACCACAUCCAGCGGCACGCCAGCGAGCAUCCGAGACUAGCAAGGAUACUUGAAAAUUCCAUUUACGUGGACGACGUCAUUUUUGGUGCGGCAAACGAGGAGGAGGCAGCGGAGAUGUACACCGAAACCUUACAGCUGUUUGGAAAGGCUUCCAUGAAGCUCCAAAAAUGGGGUUCGAACAGUUAUGCGAUGCGCGAGAAGUUUAAGUCAGAACCGGCUGCUGUUUUGAUUGGAAACACAACGAAAGUACUUGGCAUUCCUUGGAACCAGGAGCAGCACACGCUGUCUCUCCCACUUGACUUCCAGCGCGCAUCAGGAGAGUACAACGGCAUGACCACGAAAAGACAGGUGCUGCGCUCUGUGGCACAAAUAUAUGACGCAUUGGGCUUCAUCCUUCCGUACACCGUCACCAGAAAGAUGCUCCUACAGGAAAUCUGGAAGCACGGGUUGGAGUGGGAUGCUCCGCUACCAGAUGAUCUCGCUCGUAAAUGGGCCGUAGUGGCACAACGAGCUCCAGGAUCUCAAAGACAUUGA